AUGCUUCGUUUAACGCCCGCCGCAAUUUGUCGACCGCUUUAGCGCCGCCUAUCCCUGGGCGUUUGGCACUCGGUCGCCGACUCCUCUGUCUCCCUCUCAUUGGAUUCAGGUGAUUCGCACGUCGGAGCGCAAAGUUAAGGGAAAGAGCAACUGGAUGGGAGAGAUUUUACGGCCAAUCGAGGUGAUGGCCGUGGGAAUUAUUCUGUUCGCUCUGUGAUUUGAGCUAGGGUUUCGACGUGCGGCGUAAAGCCCCUUCUGCCGAGCUUUUUCUUCAGUUGAUUGAUAGCAGGGUUUGUUGUUCUUUCGCUUCGAUAUCUGGGAUGGAUUAGGUGGGGCGGCUGGUGAAUUGCUUCGUGGGUGACUUGGAAUUGGCGUUUCGAGGCUGUUUUAGGAGGGGGGAAAACGGAUUUUUAUUGUAUCCUAAGAUUUGACUGCUAGUUGCAAAUAUGGUAUGGAAAUGUGAACCGAUAAGUUCUGGAUGUUGGAUUGGUCGUGCCAAGAGAGUUGUGGUUGCAGCGUUGUAUCGCUUUUCUUGUGUGGGGAUUGGCUUCUGACUUUUGGAUCUAUUCUUUUGUUUCUUGUUUCAAGCUAGAAAGACGAAUCAAGCUACUUGAAGGAAAAAGAUCGGUUCUUUGGUGGAACAGGGCGGCUAAGGGUUGCCCCUUGUGCAAGAACUGAAAGGAAGUUGAUGACCCUUGAGUCUCAGUCAGACUCGUAUGGAUGGUUUACCGCCCACGGGUAAUGGAGGGAAUGCGAACCAGAUUAAAGAUGAUCUAUCUGCCCUGUCGGAGCUCAUGGAUUUUGAUGGUUUUACUGAAGCCUGGAGCCCGACAAUUGCAGACCAGAUCUUUUCAAUCUUAAACUUUUCGGAUGCUCAGCAAACGCCUGCUACUUGGGCUUCCUUCAUAUCACCGAGUAGUAUUGCAGCACAAGGUACGAAAGCUGUUCGUGGAGACACUAAUGACGACCGCAAGGAGAACAUGGCUUCACAAAAAGCUGAUUUGUCACUGGGGCUUAGGAAUUCCUAUUGCCGUAGUUACCUUGCUUCUGAUGACAUAUCCAGUGAAGGGAUCUCAACUGUCAGUAGACCUUUUGGAGGUGUGUCUCUUACAGAAAGAAUGCUCAAGGCAUUGCUCUUGUUUAAGGAAUCAUCAUGUAGUGGAAUUCUUGCCCAGGUCUGGAUGCCCACUGUGCAGGGUGAUCAGUAUGUAUUAAGCACAUCUGACCAGCCUUUUCUCCUAGACAAAAAUCUUGCUGGUUACCGGGAAGUUUCAAGGAAUUUUAUUUUUUAUCUGAAGGAAGCACCUGGCAUGUUCACCGGGCUUCCUGGGCGUGUAUUUGUAUCCAGGACGCCAGAGUGGACCUCAAAUGUCACCUAUUACAAAAAAAAUGAGUACAUGAGAGUGGACGAUGCGGUUAAUCAUCAAGUUCGUGGAUCUCUUGCCAUGCCUGUGCUUGAUCCUUGUGAAGGUUCCUGUUGUGCGGUGCUUGAGCUUGUUACAACAGUGGCUAAGCCCAACUUCAAUACGGAGAUGGAAAACAUUUGCAAUGCUUUGCAGGUUGUGGAUUUGACGACCAUCAAAACCCAGACUCGUCAACAGAACCUCACAAAGAGUCAGAUGUCUGCAUUUUCAGAAAUACUCGAUGUUCUGAGAGCUGUUUGUCAUGGCCACAUGUUGCCUUUGGCACUAACAUGGGUACCCCUUUGGUAUGACGAUGGUUUGAAUGACUCUAGAAAAUAUGAUAUUGGGGACAUGAAGUCAACUUCAGGAAGACAUAUCCUUUGCAUCCAGGAAUCCGCUUGCUAUGUUAAUGACACACAAAUGCAAGGUUUUCUUCAUGCAUGUGCUGAGCAUCACCUUGAGAAAGGACAAGGCAUUGCUGGAAAAGCACUUCAAUCAAAUAAUCCAUUCUUCUUCCCUGAUGUAAAAGUAUAUGAUAUAUGUGAAUAUCCACUUGCACACCAUGCUCGGAAGUUUAGUCUCCGUGCUGCAGUUGCAAUCCGGCUGAGGAGCAUAUACACCAGAAAUGAUGAUUACGUACUUGAGUUCUUUUUACCAAUAAAUUGUAUAGGCAGUGAAGAGCAACAGCUCUUGUUAAAUAACCUCUCAAAUACUCUACAGAGAAUUUGUAGGAGCUUGAGAACUGUCUCAAAUGCUGAAAUAGCUGGAGCAGAGAUCAGUAGAGCAGGCAUUCAUAAAGAAACAGAUUUAGGUUCCUCAUCAACUGAUUUCUCAAUGAAGCAUUCUCAAUUAAUGGACAGCGAUAAUGAAACAACAUCUGAGAUGCCUUUGGAGUCUCGGAAUAUUGGUUCUCAUGAACAAAGUGGAGAUGCUAAUCAUGAUCAGUUAAAUUCUGGCUCUAUGAAACAUGUGGAGAAAAAACACACUGCUGCUGAGAAGAAUAUUAACUUGAGUCUUCUUCAGCGAUACUUUUCUGGAAGUCUCAAGGAUGCUGCAAGGAGCAUUGGAGUUUGUCCAACAACAUUGAAAAAGAUAUGCAGACAGCAUGGGAUUUCAAGAUGGCCAUCUCGCAAGAUAAAUAAGGUCCAUCGUUCAUUGCAGAAGAUCCAAAAUGUGAUAAAUUCUGUGCAUGGAGUGGAGGGAGCACUAAAAUAUGAUCCUUCUACUGGGUGCAUUGUCACAGCAGUCUCCUCUCCAGAAAAGUCAACAUUGGUAACAUUAGACCCAAAAGGUCAAGACCUUAUGCCGACCUCUUCCUUUCGGCAGAUUGAAACAGAACAAACUCUUGGGAAAAUUGAAUCAGAUUGCUCUUCUGUUGACAGACGCCAAAUAGGUACCACAGGCCAGUUAAAAUGUGAAACAGAUGAACUUGGUGUCAUUUCAAAUGAUUGUGGCAGAGAAUUCAACUUUAUUUCUGCUGAUGGAUGCCUGUUCCCAUAUGCUAAUGCUCAAAGCAUGCACAAACUGCCAUUGUAUUCUAAAGGUAUUUCCAACAGUUCAUGUCUUUUAAAAGGAGCAGGAUGCCACCAAGGCGGCAAAGAUGACGUAAGUUUGGUGAGUCAUGAGUGCCAGAACGUGUCAACACGCUCGAGUUUGGCAGCACCGGAUAAAUUGACAAGCCCUCUUUCUUCUAGUAUGACAGACUCUUCCAGUGGCAGUGCAUCAAGCCACUCAAGUUUCAAGAAGAGUCAGAGAUUACUCUCUCAAACUGGCCCAUGUGUAACAGUGAAGGCUACCUACAAUGGUGACACUGUUCGAUUCAAGUUCUUUCCAUCUUUGGGGAGCCACCACUUGUUUGAGGAAAUUGGAAAGAGACUGAAAUUGCUGGUAGGAACAUUCCGGCUUAAGUAUAGGGAUGAUGAGGAUGAUUGGGUCAUUUUGGCGAAUGACUCUGACCUUGAGGAGUGCAUUGAUGCACUACAAAAUAUUGUAUCACGGAGCAUAAAGCUUCAAGUCUAUGAUGUACCAUGUAACAUUGGCAGUUCAUCCAGUAGUAACUACCUAAAGACUUGAGGCCUUCGAUUUAGGAAUUUGUUGGGCACAUUAUUCAGACAGCAAGUAAUCAAGCAUAUGUUGGAGGAGACAAUCUGUACAUCAUAUUAGCGUGUAUACAUACAUAUCUUAGAUGUAAUGUAAGUAUGAAUGAUUUUGGUUAAUGAAGUCCCUAAGGGACUCCUCUUGUACCUAGUGACUAUUUUUUGUUUAAUAUAAAUGACUAACCAUUCAGGAAGUACUUGAAUGCAA
Messenger RNA from Musa acuminata AAA Group (dessert banana), 3707 nucleotides. RefSeq names its product protein NLP2. Gene Ontology annotation, molecular function: DNA-binding transcription factor activity; protein binding. The transcript is spliced from 5 exons. The record is from RefSeq and is a predicted model, not a curated record. Lineage: Eukaryota; Viridiplantae; Streptophyta; Magnoliopsida; Zingiberales; Musaceae. The coding region runs from base 717 to 3476 and encodes 919 amino acids.